This is a messenger RNA of Cuscuta europaea, 1247 nucleotides long. NCBI's taxonomy places the organism in Eukaryota, Viridiplantae, Streptophyta, Magnoliopsida, Solanales, Convolvulaceae. The record is from the annotation of a GenBank genome assembly.
CGCCUUUAUAUACGGCAAAACCCCUCUUCUUCCUCCUCUGUCCCUCAACCUUUUCUGAGUUUUCUCUCGCACGCUCUCGCUCAACAAGCAACCAUCUCUCUCUAGAGCUCUUCCAUGGCUGUCGAAGCUCAACAUUUCAAUCUGUUCCCUUCCCAGCAGCAGCUUGUAAAUCCGGGCAAACCCAAUGGUUUCCGGUUCGGGUACAACGCUCAGAUCGGUUCCUCGAUACCAUUUCCUCCGGAUUCAAUGCUGCCGGGGGUUAAUUUCCCCAUGAGUCGGACUCUGUUUCAGGGGAAACCGGCGAUGAACGCGGACUGUGAGCUGUCUUAUCAGCUCCAGCCGGAAGUUUCAAGAAAGCGGAUCAGAGACGAGGACUUCGCCGUCCCCGGCGAAGAUGUGUUACCCAUCAUGCAACAAUACCAGUCGGAGGUCGAUCGGAUUGUUUCCAAUCAUACAAAGAAGUUAAGAAUGGAGUUAGAAGAGAGGCAGAAGCAAGAAACGAGAAUCUUGGUCGCAGCGAUCGGAGAAGAAGUUAUGAAGAAAGUAAUGGAGAAAGACGAGCAGAUUCAGACGCUUGGGAAGUUGAAUUUCGCUCUACAAGAACGGGUUAAGAGCCUCUACUUGGAGAAUCAAUUAUGGAGAGAUUUGGCCCUUUCCAACGAAGCCACCGCGAACACCCUCCGCAGCGAUCUGGAGCAAGUUCUUGCUCACGUCACGGACGAGCACUUUUCCGGCAGGGCUGCCGCUGGGGUGACGGAUGAGGAAGACGUUGAGUCUUGCUGCGACAGCAGCGACUACGCAGCCGAUGCUGGGUCCAUUCAUGUUGAGAGGAUGUUGCCGGCAGCGGCGGAGCUCGUGAAAAACGGCGGCGGUAGGAUGUGCCGGCGGUGCGGGGAGAAGGAAUCCAGUGUUUUGCUGCUGCCAUGUAGGCAUCUGUGCCUCUGCACGACGUGUGGGUCCACCCUUGUUUCUUGCUGCCCCGUGUGUAAUUCCAGCAUGAAUGCCACAGUGCAUGUAAACUUGUCUUCUUGAUAAUCAUCUUUUUUUCUUUAGAUACUACUGGUAGUAAAUAGAAAAAAGUCUGAUUAUAAUUUUUAAUUUUUUUUGUACUGUUUCAUAGUUGAAGUAUGCUAUUGAUUUCUUGUAAAUUUCCUUGGCUAUAGUGUAAUCAAUUAUUCAUUCUUUUUUUACAAUCUCACAUCUUUUCAUGAUUUACUUUUCCUCAAUCAAUCCUUUUACCUUUAUGA